This is a messenger RNA of Tetranychus urticae (two-spotted spider mite), 1979 nucleotides long. RefSeq lists its product as uncharacterized. Lineage: Eukaryota; Metazoa; Arthropoda; Arachnida; Trombidiformes; Tetranychidae. The record is from RefSeq and is a predicted model, not a curated record. Gene Ontology annotation, molecular function: 3'-5' exonuclease activity; 5'-3' exonuclease activity.
UGAUUGGAGCAGAAAUGACAUUAAGAGAAAUAACUGUAAUUGUUUCUCUGAUUGUCAAUUAUUUUUUCAUAAGUUCUGUGAAUCGGUUAAAUGGUGACUCUGAAAAAGUGAUUACCUAAACUGGAUGCUGGAAUGUAACUCCAUUUGUUUAAUUCAUCAACAUUGAAAGGCCCGCGAAACAUUACCUUAUUGCUCACUCUUAUCAAUUCUACAAAAUUGUUUACAAUCCUGUUAUUGCUUCAGCUAAUGUUGACAAUCAAAUCUGAUCAGCAUUGGGCUUACCAGUGUCCAUUUGAAUUCAAUUGAUUAUUGAUCUAUUUAUUAACUUAACCUUUUACUAUAAAUAUCUUUUCCUCCCUAUGAACAGCUAAACUCUAACAACAGAAACAUAAAACAUAAACUACGUUAUACCAAUAUGUGUUUUAUCCUGAGUGAAUCAACAAUUGCUAUUUAAUCACCGUGAAAUAAAUUCCUUUUGAUAUCAUCUUACAGAUAAAACAAAUUGUGUCGAUUAACAGAUAUAAUUAAUGUAAAAAAUCCUAACAGCUCAAAGCUAUGUGCAACCAAUAUAUUUGAUAUUCUGAUUUGGUUUAUUAUCUUUCAUCAAACUGACGUGCAAUCAAUUGCAUAUUAUUUGCUUGGACGUUUAAUUUGUUUGACAAUCUAGAUACGUUACCAAGCAAACGUUAUUACACCAAGGAGUUAUUUUGUGGCGUUUGAUAAACCUUGAAAUCCAAAGCCUACUCACAUUAUAAUGUCAACAUUGACUCACUAACCUACAAAAACAAUGCUAAACUUCACCAGGAUGGAAAAGAACUCAUUCUUUAAUUUCUAUUGAUUACGUGAAUAUAUUUUGUUACCAAUUUUUAAAUUAUAUUUAGUUAUACAUUUAAAUUCGUCAAAGAGUUAUUAUAAAUUAGAUUCAUGUUUCAUCGCCAAGAAAUCAUUGAAAAGAUCUCACUCUACUCUACUCGAACUCAUACUUGGACCAACAUUUCAAUAUUGAGUAAAUUGUAAUUUUAUUCAACUUCUCUUUUAAUAUUUUUUUGUAAUUUAGUAUUCGUUCAAAAAACCGAGGUUUCUCUUUUCUGUAAGACGUGAACCAUUCUUUAAGAUGAGCUCUGAUAGCCAAUUACCCACACAAACUGAACAAAUUGUUAAUAAAUUUGUAAAUGAUGGAUCUUUUUUGGAGAUAUUUAAACAAAUGCAAAAUAAGCAGCAAUGCAAAGUACAGUCAACAUAUAAUCAAUGUUUUAAUCAACCAGAAUCUACAUCAACAAAAUCACCUGAAACUACAACUGGCCUUAAAGAGGAAAGCAAACCUUUACAGUUGUCCAAAGAUACCAGUGAAGCUUCAAGUGAUGCACCUAAAGUUAACUCUGUCAAAGUAAUCUCUAACAAGAUAAUUCUGGGUAAACGCCGCAACCAAAAACUGAAGGUUGGCAUAAUCAAGCGCAAUCGGAAAGAGUCAGAAACUGAGUCCGAGGAUGGUUUGGAUGCUUGGACUAAAUACAUGAGAGAAGUGAGACAAUACAAGGAAAAGUAUGGUGACGAUUCCGACAAGAAGCGACCAUUAGUCAAAUGAUUUGGAACAAGUAAUUUUAAACAUUUCAAUGGAUUAUUACAAUAUAAUGACAAUUUUUCAUCCAUUGACUUUAGUUAAUCAAACUCAAUGUACAUAUAGUUUGCCGCAAUCAUGAUUCUAUGCACAUUUCAAAGGAAUAAUACAAUUCAACAUUAUUUCCACGACUUGUAAAAGAGCAAUCGUAUGGUAUUGUUCAAUCGACAAUCAAUAUAUCAUAACAGCCAACUUAUUCGAGCUUGUAAAUUGGGUCACAGAUGAAUAACCGAAAUCACAAAAAUUAUUGAGACGAGUAAAAAUGAAACUCUGUGAUUAAUUCAAUAUCCCACAUAGAUAUAACUUUUUUUAAUCCUCUCCUUUCAAGUAAAUAAUUACUAUUAAAUUAUACAACCAAAGA